Molecule: messenger RNA, 1040 nt
Organism: Limulus polyphemus (Atlantic horseshoe crab)
Lineage: Eukaryota; Metazoa; Arthropoda; Merostomata; Xiphosura; Limulidae
Product: rho family-interacting cell polarization regulator 1-like
Exons: 8
Source: RefSeq, a predicted model, not a curated record
GUAACUCCAUAAAACUUUUAGGAGUUUUUAUGAUCACCAAAAAUAUUUAUAUACGACAGAAAAUUAUACAAAAAUUCUCUUUAUUACAGAAUUUGGGUUCAUGUGGACCACUGAAAUGCCGAGAAGUAUACUCAUUAGAUAAGCUUAGAAGACAAGCUACUAUUCUGAAGUGUUUGUUAGACUUACUUUACAAUUGGAGAAAUCAUAGACAACUAAGUGCAGGAAGAAUGCUUGUAAGUAAAUACCCAGAACUUCAGCAGUUAUGGGAUCGGUGUUCUGGAGGAGGGGAAGUGUUAUGUGUGAGUGCAGAACAGGUAACACCUCUGUUGGCUAAUAUGUUGGACAAUGUACUUGACAGAAAAUCUCAUCAAUUGUCCACUAAAGUUUCCAAACAUUUCCUGUGUAAAGUUCUAGAUGUAUCCACAUGUUAUUCAGAAGCCAUACUUACAGUACUUCAGCUCCGACAGUAUUAUGAAAACCAAAAUUGUUCUUUGGCAAAUCUUUUCAAUAGGUUUGCAGAUGAAGUUACUCAAAUAGAAACCCUUCACUAUGGUGAUCAAACUGCUAUAAAGAAACUUCUAUCUUGUAAAACGAGCACACUGUCUUCGGGAACUUUGCUUACCAUUGCACCAUUACUUACCGUGGAUGGUUCUGCCGUACCAAAACUUCUUGAAUCAUAUCUUAAAGAUACGGCUAAGAGCUCCACAACAAGGAAACAGAUUAUAUCUGUAUUUCUAGAGGGAUUAGAAACAGAUGAUCCCCAAAUACGACAAGGUUCUUGUUGUGCAUUGGCAGCACUCAAAGCUUUUGAAUGUACUGAGUUGCUGGCAUACCUGUCACAUGCUGAUGAGAACUCUCUUGUUCGGCAUGAAGCAAAAAACACACUCUUCAAGUUUGGUGAAGAAGGAAAACGAGCUUAUGAAGAGUCUCAGUUGUUCACAAAUGGUUUUCAAGGAUUCGGUAUCAAGUGAUACUUACGAUAGUUAUUGUGGAUGAUAUAGAUACCAUUUAUUAAUCCUGACAUAUUAUAUAUAUAUAUA